Messenger RNA from Osmerus eperlanus (European smelt), 2597 nucleotides. It is a transcript of the gene cpne4a, whose product is annotated as copine IVa. Gene Ontology annotation, biological process: cellular response to calcium ion. The coding region runs from base 260 to 1924 and encodes 554 amino acids. Gene Ontology annotation, molecular function: calcium-dependent phospholipid binding. Gene Ontology annotation, cellular component: plasma membrane. The record is from RefSeq and is a predicted model, not a curated record. The transcript is spliced from 16 exons. Lineage: Eukaryota; Metazoa; Chordata; Actinopteri; Osmeriformes; Osmeridae.
UGCAACGUCUCCCAUAAACUUAAAAAGGGCGAGACUGGGAAGCGACAGGGAGUCACAUCUGGAGAACAUUCCUCCGGUACUGAUGUUGACCAGAACUAUGGAUUGAGAAUGGAGAUAGGUUAUCUGUGUGGUGCGGUCGUCCUCAUCAGCCGAGUGCGCACACAUCGCACCUUUUGAACAAGAAAAGUUAUUUUUUUUUGUUGCCACUACUCUCUUGGAUUUUCUGAAAUCUCUGAAGCGCCCCUGUUACACUUACAACAUGAGCGACAUCUAUGAAUCGGCAGCCAACUCCCUUGGUCUGUUCGGCAGCAGCCAGUGCCUGACUAAGGUGGAGCUCAGGGUGGCCUGCAAGGGAAUAUCCGACCGUGACGCCCUCUCCAAGCCGGACCCUUGCGUCCUCAUCAAAAUGCAGUCCCAUGGACAGUGGCUAGAGGUGGACAGGACGGAGGUGAUCCGGAGCAGCAUCAGCCCCACCUUCUCCAAGAUCUUCACUCUGGACUUCUACUUUGAGGAGGUGCAGCGACUACGCUACGAACUCUAUGACAUCAGCAGCAGCCACAACGGGCUGAAGGAAGAGACCUUUCUGGGCGCCAUGGAGUGCACGCUGGGCCAGAUUGUGUCCCAGAGAAAACUCUCCAAAGCUUUGCUCAAACAGGGUAGCACAGUGGGCAAAUCCUCCAUACUGAUCACUGCUGAGGAGUUGACGGGGAAUGAUGACUAUAUUGAGCUGUCUUUCAGUGCCAGGAAAUUGGACGACAAGGACUUUUUCAGUAAAUCGGACCCAUUCCUAGAGAUCUUCAGGAUAAAUGAUGAUUCCACAACACAACUUGUACACAGAACAGAGACUGUUAUGAACAACCUCAACCCUAUGUGGAUAACCUUCAAAGUGUCUCUCAACUCUCUCUGUAGUGGAGACCAUGACCGAAAACUCAAGUGCACGGUGUGGGACUGGGACUCCAAUGGGAAGCACGACUUCAUAGGUGAAUUUGAGGCCACGUUUAAAGAGAUGAGAGGGGCGAUGGAUGGAAGACAGGUCCAGUGGGAGUGUAUAAACCCCAAAUAUAAGAUAAAGAAAAAGAACUACAAGAACUCUGGAAUUGUCAUUCUAAAUCAGUGCAAGAUUAUAAAGAUGCACUCUUUCCUCGACUACAUUAUGGGUGGCUGUCAGAUCCAGUUUACAGUAGCUAUUGAUUUCACUGCCUCUAAUGGUGAUCCUCGCAACAGCUGCUCUCUCCACUACAUCCACCCCUACCAGCCUAACGAGUACCUCAAAGCCCUGGUCACCGUGGGAGAGAUCUGCCAGGAUUACGACAGUGACAAAAUGUUCCCUGCAUUUGGCUUUGGUGCACGGAUCCCGCCUGACUUUAAGGUGUCCCAUGACUUUGCCGUGAAUUUUAAUGAGGAGAACCCAGAAUGUGCAGGUAUCCAGGGUGUGGUCGAUGCCUAUCAGAACUGCCUUCCUAAGAUCCAACUCUAUGGACCCACCAACAUCGCCCCUAUCAUACAGAAGGUGGCCAGCUCUGCUUCACAGGAAAUGCACACCAAGGAGGCAAUGCAGUACUUCAUUCUGCUCAUCUUGACGGACGGCGUGAUCACGGACAUGGCGGACACGAGGAAAGCCAUCGUCCAAGCCUCCCACCUGCCCAUGUCCGUCAUCAUCGUUGGCGUGGGCAACGCUGACUUCAGCGACAUGCAGAUGCUGGACGGGGAUGACGGGAUCCUGCGCUCGCCUAAAGGGGAGCCCGUUCUACGAGACAUCGUCCAGUUCGUCCCCUUCCGUAACUUCAAACAUGCCUCCCCUUCAGCGCUGGCAAAGACUGUCCUUGCAGAAGUGCCCAAUCAAGUGGUUGACUACUACAAUAGCAAGGGCAUCAAGCCCAAAGUGCCCAGUGACUACCAGUCUUCCAUAACGUUUGGCCCUUGAUCUUUCCCAUUUUCUGCACCCAGAGCGCUCGUCAUAGCUAACUUUAAAAGACAGUUACUGUUUGGGGUAAAUUAUAUUUUAUGUUGUGCAUGCUGAAAUGUUAACAGGCUUGCAUUUGUUGACAUUUCAAACAUUUAUAUGAAUGACAAAAAAGCACCCACACAGAAAUGCAUAACCAACUACAACCAAACUUGGCUUCCCUACAGAUGAAGCAUGUGGAUAAAGGAAUGUACUGGAUGGAUAACCGCCCUUGUUCGUUUUUCUAACAGUUUGUUGAGAUUUUGCAAAAUUUCGUAAGAUUCGUAUAUUGUAAAGCAUUUUGGAUCAAUGCAAGUUAAGUGGCAACCUACUUUAAUACCCAUAGCCUCAGCGGCUGCUUUGAAGUUGGAGCAGAUGCAUGGACUGUUGUUUUGCAUGCUCAUAACGAUGCAGGAACGCGUUUUAUGUUGUUUUCUUUGUGAGGAAUCAAGUUUACAGUGUCGGUUAUGGAAGGGUAUUCUCUACUCUAAAGCAUGUUCAAAUGUGUGAGUAGAACGUAAAGCACAACUUGAGUAUUCUGGGAAAAUGAAUAUAAAAUUAUGGUCACAUGAUUUGCAAUAGUUCUGUAACCAUAAAGUAGUGCGUGAAAAAGGAUGAACAACUUAUGAUAAUAAACACUUUAUCAAUAUCUUUG